CCUUGUCAGCCUACGGACUACCACCUCGUAUUCUCUCUUCGCCCGUGUCUGGUCCGUGUUCCGAUUCGUGUUAUUAUCCUCGAUUCCAUAAUUUCUUCCUUUACUUUUCUCAUUUGCCCUCUAUCUUUUUAAUUGUUAAACGACACCAAUUCUUUGUGGGGGACAUGGCAUGCUGAUUCAACAAUUUUCCCCCCCGGACACUGAUCGCGACCAUCUCGGACCCUUUUUCGCUGGGCGAGUGUUGCUCUUCCCAACAUGUCAACUUUCCUCGCCGGUAAUAUAACCACCAACUACGAUCGCAGUCGUCGAAUGUCUGGUGCAUCACCUCAGAACCCGGCCGCAGACUUCCCGUAUGCCGACAAGACCUUUUCAUCCGACGGGGGUCCUGUCAUAGACGACAGCCGGGAUGAAAACAGAGAAGUGCGCGACCUUGCCCGGCAAUACUCACGUACGUCGACUGAGAUUGGCCAUCAUCCUUUCGACAGCGCCGGUGUCGAUUCGGAAGUUGAUCCCAACUCCGACAACUUCAAUGGCCGAGCAUGGACCAAGGCAAUGCUGAAACUCCAGAAGAUGUCUGGUCAGGAGAAUGUCGGGAGGACGGCUGGUUUUGCUUUUCGGAAUCUCUCCGCCUUUGGCUUUUCCAAGGGCAGUGACUUCCAAAAGACGGUCGACAAUUAUAUUCUGGCCGGAGCAGAUCUGGUCAGAUCUAUCAUCGGCAACAAGGGUCGUCGCGUUGAUAUUCUGCGCAAUUUCGAGGGUGUGGUACAGCCCGGUGAAAUGCUGGUUGUGCUCGGUCCUCCUGGUUCUGGUUGCUCGACUUUUUUGAAGACAAUUGCUGGAGAAACACAUGGCUUCACGCUGAGUGAUGACACGUAUAUCAACUAUCAAGGUAUCAGCUACAAACAAAUGCACCACGAUUUCCGAGGCGAGGCUAUUUACACUGCCGAGCAAGACAUUCAUUUCCCCAUGCUCACUGUCGGCGAUACCCUCUUGUUUGCUUCUCGUGCCAGAACUCCACAAAACCUGAAACUACCAGAAGGUGUUACCAAGCCGAUGUAUGCAGCCCAUCUGCGGGAUGUGGUCAUGGCCACUUUUGGCAUUCGACAUACCAUCAAUACAAAGGUCGGCAACGAUUUUGUCCGUGGAGUCAGCGGUGGUGAGAGAAAACGAGUUUCGAUUGCCGAAGCCACUCUAAGCGGCGCUCCGUUGCAGUGCUGGGACAACAGUACGAGAGGUCUAGAUUCGGCCAACGCCAUCGAAUUUUGCAAAACCCUACGAACGUCGACCGAUCUGAAUGAAACCACUGCCGCUGUGGCCAUCUAUCAAGCUCCUCAGAGCGCCUAUGAUUACUUUGAUAAAGUGAUUGUGCUCUAUCAGGGCCGCCAGAUCUAUUUUGGUCGAACUACAGAUGCUCGACGCUACUUUGAAGAAAUGGGCUUCGAAUGCCCUAAGCGCCAGACAGACCCCGAUUUCCUUACAUCCAUGACCAAUCCCAUUGAGCGUAUCAUCAAAAAAGGGUUUGAGGGCCAAGUACCACGAACUCCCGACGAAUUCGCAGAGCGGUGGCAGAACAGUGAGGCUCGUCGACAACUGCUAAAGGAGCUUGAUGAGUUCGAGACAGCCAACCCUGUCGGAGGACCAAAUUUCCAUGCAUUCCAACAGUCACGGCGUAUUCAGCAGUCCAAAGCUCAGCGCAAGUCCUCGCCGUAUACUCUGUCCUAUGGCAGCCAAAUCACACUAUGUCUAUGGCGAGGUUUCAAGCGACUCAGGGACGAUCCCAGUAUCACCAUCACCCAGUUGCUCGGCAAUUGUAUCAAUGCACUUGUGGUUUCCUCUCUAUUCUACAAUCUACCGGCAAAUAGUGAUUCACUGCGUUCUCGAGCCUCACUCAUCUUCUUCGCAGUUUUGCUUAACGCUUUCGGAAGCGCCCUUGAAAUUCUUACUCUCUACGCACAAAGACCUAUUGUCGAAAAACAUACCCGCUAUGCACUCUAUCACCCGUCGGCCGAGGCAUUUGCUUCGAUGCUUACAGAUAUCCCGGCAAAGACCCUGAACGCUAUCGGAUUCAACUUGAUUCUCUACUUUAUGACCAACUUGCGCCGAGAACCAGGAGCCUUUUUCUUCUUCUUGUUUUUGUCGUACGUGCUCACGCUUACUAUGAGCAUGUUGUUCCGUUGUAUUGCUUCGGUUUCAAGAUCAUUGAUUCAAGCACUGGUCCCGACGGCAGUAUUGAUGAUUGCUAUCGUGGUCUACACUGGCUUCGUCAUUCCCGUUAAUUACAUGCAUGGCUGGGCUCGAUGGAUCAAUUAUGUUAAUCCGACCGCGUACGGCUUCGAAAGUUUGAUGGUCAACGAAUACAGCGGCCGAGACUACCCUUGCUCGACAUACAUCCCCCCAGCACCUCAAUUUGGGAACGGUUCCUCCGUCCGCCAGAUUUGUUCUGUGGUUGGUGCUGUUGCGGGACAGACAUCGGUCAGCGGUGAUGACUACAUCGGUAUCUCGUAUGAGUACUACAGCUCGCAUAAAUGGCGAAAUGUCGGAAUCCUCUUCGCUUUCAUGAUUGCGCUCCUCGCCGUGUACCUGGGCGCUACUGAACUGAUCUCAGCCAAAAAGUCCAAGGGCGAGGUUCUAUUGUUUCGUCGAGGUCAUAAGCCUGCCUUCUUGAAGGAGCGAAUAUCCGAUGAUGAGUCCGGAGAUACCGAUCCGUCUGUCGCACUCGAACGCCAGCAGACCAAAGAUGAGGAAUUGACACGCCAGGUCUCGGCAGUCAUUCAGAAGCAAACGUCGAUAUUCCAGUGGAGAAAUGUGUGUUAUGACAUCAAAAUCAAAGGCCAACCUCGGCGCAUUCUUGACCAUGUCGAUGGUUGGGUCAAACCAGGCACCAUGACAGCUUUAAUGGGAGUCUCUGGCGCUGGCAAGACCACUUUACUCGACUGUCUAGCAACUCGCGUCACCAUGGGUGUCAUCACUGGUGAAAUGUUGGUAGAUGGAAAGCAACGUGACGAGUCGUUCCAACGGAAAACCGGUUAUGUGCAGCAACAGGAUCUACACUUACAGACGUCUACCGUGCGAGAAGCUCUUCGGUUCAGUGCUCUAUUGCGACAACCACGAGAUGUGCCACGAGCAGAGAAGAUUGCAUAUGUUGAGGAAGUUAUCAAACUGCUCGACAUGCAGGAGUAUGCCGAUGCAGUUGUCGGAGUUCCGGGUGAAGGUCUCAAUGUUGAGCAGCGUAAGCGCUUGACUAUUGGUGUGGAACUUGCUGCACGCCCUCAACUACUCUUGUUCCUUGACGAGCCUACUUCGGGUCUUGACUCCCAAACAUCCUGGUCCAUUCUCAAUCUUCUGGAAAAACUCACAAAGGCUGGUCAAGCAAUUCUCUGCACCAUUCAUCAGCCGUCUGCCAUUCUUUUCCAACGGUUUGAUCGACUUUUACUCCUGGCAGCUGGUGGCAAAACGGUCUAUUUUGGCCCUGUGGGCAAGGAUUCGCACAUCCUCAUCGAUUAUUUCCAGAAAAAUGGAGCUCCCAAGUGUCCUCCUGGAGCCAAUCCAGCCGAAUAUAUGCUUGAAGCUAUUGGUGCAGCUCCGGGUUCCCACUCUGAUGUCGAUUGGUUUGAAGCCUGGCGAACCUCACCUGAAUACGAGGAGGUUCAACGUGAACUUGACGAGAUGAAGGCAGAGCGAUCACAAAUCGAAAGGCCCGAGACAGCUAACAAGAGCGACUAUUUCGAGUUCGCUGCCCCUUUUGGUUUACAAUUCUGGGAAACGCAGAGACGAGUCUUUGAACAGUACUGGCGAACACCCGAGUACAUUUAUUCGAAGUUGAUCCUCUGCGCGCUGACUGGUCUCUUUAUUGGUUUCUCGCUCUUCCAAGCACCCAAUACUCAGCAAGGUCUCAACAACCAGCUCUUCGGUAUCUUCAUGUUGCUCGUCUUAUUCUCACAGCUCGUUCAACAGAUCAUGCCAUUGUUCGUCACUCAACGAAGUCUUUACGAGGCUCGAGAACGACCAUCGAAAACCUACUCGUGGAAAGCCUUUAUGCUGUCGAACAUUCUAGUGGAACUUCCGUGGGCAACCCUCGGUGCCGUGGUCUUGUUCUUCUGCUGGUACUACCCUAUCGGUCUGUACAAUAACGCUGCAUAUACCGACUCGGUGACAUCUCGUGGCGGUCUGGAGUUUUUGUUUGUGUGGGAAUUCAUCAUCUUCAGCAGCACUUUUGCUCACUUGAUGAUUGCGGGUAUUGAGACGGCAGAAGCGGCGUCCAACCUGGCCAACGUCCUCUUCUCACUAUGUUUACUGUUCAACGGUGUCUUGGUCGGACCGAAUGCCAUGCCCGGCUUCUGGAUCUUCAUGUACCGAGUUUCCCCCUUCACCUACUUGGUGUCGGGUCUCCUUGCAAACGGUGUCGCCCACGCCCCUGUGCACUGUGCCGCCAACGAAUACCUCCACUUCAGCGCCCCCUCGGGUCAGACUUGCGGCGAAUACCUGCGGCCCUACAUCCAGGCUGCGGGCGGAUACCUGGUCGACGCCGACGCGUCACAGUGCCAGUUUUGUUCGCUGGACAAUACCGAUACAUUCUUGUCGUUGGUGAGCAUUCACUUCUCUGAAAGAUGGAGGAAUUUCGGCUUGUUGUUUGUUUACAUCGGUUUUAAUGUCAUCGCUGCGACUUUCAUCUACUGGUUGGCGAGAGUGCCCAAGGGCAAGAAAUACGCUGGCAAAGAUGAACAAAAGGGCCUGGUCAAGACUGCGAGUCACGCUUCGGGAGCACCAGAAGUCAACAAGGUGUACGAGAAGGGAACUUCGACGGAUAGCACCGAAAAGGGUCUAUCGACGCCGGGCCGAUCCAAGGCUGGAGACCCUGGGUCUGCUCCGAGAACGCCACCAGAAAUUUCACAGAGCGAAAAACAUCCUGUGGUGUAUGAACCCAUCAAGACUCACGCAGAUGAAUCUUCGCCGCCAACGACGUCGUCGGAAAAGAAGGAAGGUGAUGCCUCUGGCGUUGCUGCGGCUGGCGGCGCUGCAACAUCUUCGGACAGACCUGGACCAGAACGAUUCGUUACGGCCAGUGAAUUUUAGAGAGAAAGAAAAAAAGGGAGUCAUGUUUGAUCAGAGUUUGGCGUGACUGUUUUUGGAAGCAGAUUUGUACCAUACAUAUUAUUUUAUUUUGUUACCUUGAGUUAUAGACCUUGUGGAGGAAGUUGUUUGUCUUGUCAAAAGACGUGGUUGUAGAUAUAAAUGGAAGAUGUUGAAGUAUGAAAUUGGGAAAAGAGAAAGAGAAUAAAGAACUCUCCAAUCCAAUUGAG
This is a messenger RNA of Exophiala oligosperma, 5300 nucleotides long. RefSeq lists its product as uncharacterized. The transcript is spliced from 7 exons. The record is from RefSeq and is a predicted model, not a curated record. Gene Ontology annotation, biological process: transmembrane transport. Gene Ontology annotation, molecular function: ABC-type transporter activity; ATP binding; ATP hydrolysis activity. The coding region runs from base 256 to 5073 and encodes 1605 amino acids. Lineage: Eukaryota; Fungi; Ascomycota; Eurotiomycetes; Chaetothyriales; Herpotrichiellaceae. Gene Ontology annotation, cellular component: membrane.